CGACCCGAAAGUGCAGAUUUUUAGGUGAAGAUUCCAUGAAAUUUAACGAGUUUUGAUGUGCCCAAUUCAUCGGAUUUAGCCCGAAAUCUUACCUUUUUUUGACCCGAAUUUGACGAACGCUUCUUCCUUUUCUUCUCUAUCCAAAUUUCUAGGCUCUCGACGGCAACCCUCUUCUCUUGCCUACCUCUCAUCGGAAACGAAACGGGAUCUAGGGUUCAACCUUCAUCUUCACGCCGUACAACUGCUGCAAAUCCAAUUAGGUCUCGAGUCAUUUCCAGCACUUUCUAUUGUCACCUGAUCACCUCUUGACUGAAGCUAGACUAUUGCCAUUCCCAAAAUUUAAGUCUCACAAAUCCUGUAAAUAAUCUUGAGCAAAACAAUAAAUACAAGAUCUCAUUGAUUAAGUGAUAUAUGACAACAAGCUGACCACAAUAAUGAAUUAUUCAUCUGAUGAGGAUGACAAGCCCUUGGUUUUCAAAAGGAGCUCAAAUUCUGAUAGAUUGAAGCAUUCCUCUCAACAGAAGCCAACUUCCAUUAGUAAGCAGGAGAACCCUGUGGCUAAACCUGUUGCUAAACCUGUGGCUAAACCUUUAGCUAGACCUAUUGUUAAACCUCCACCUAAACAAAAGAGUGAUUCAGAGGAUUCUGAAGAUGAUAAACCAUUAAGUUCAAGAAUUUCAGUUGUACCUAAUAAGCCGAAUUCCAACCAUUUGAAAAUAACACCAAACCCUAACCCUAGUUCAUCUCAACAUCCCAGACCACAAGUGAAACAUGAAGAUUCUAAGGAUGAAAAACCUUUAUCUUCAAAAUUUACAUCCAAGCCAUCAAUUGGACCACUUAUCAGAAAACAUGAUGAUUCUGAUGAUGAUAAGCCACUAUCUUCAAGAGUUAACCAAAAUGGUUCUGCAUCAAGGGAUAAUCAAAUCAAAAAACCGAAUCUUGGAUUAAAUAAAAGACCCCCAAAUGAGGAAAGAUCUUCAAGUCAACCAUUGGUCAAAAAGCCAAAGCUUUUAGAUUCUUAUUCACCCUCACCAAUCAUUCGGAAACCAGAAAUGAAACCAAAAGCCGAGUCAUCAGAUGAUGAGAAUGAUCAUGUUCCCAUAUCUCAGAGAAUCAAGAACCAAUCCCCUUCAAGUAGUAAAUCAGUAUCUGUAAAAAAGGUGAUGAAAGUUACUUCUUCAUCAAGUAAAACCUUCAAGAAGUCAAAGAAAGUGGAGAAAAAGUCAAAAUACUCCAAACCCUCAAAGGUUCCACCUGGAUCUGGUGAAGGGCAAAAGUGGACAAGUUUGGUUCAUAAUGGUGUAAUUUUUCCACCUCCAUACAAGCCUCAUGGGGUUAAGAUUCUCUACAAAGGGAAGCCUGUUGAUUUAACACCUGAACAAGAAGAGGUGGCAACAAUGUUUGCAGUGAUGUUGGAUACUGAUUACAUGACAAAACCUGUGUUCAAACAAAAUUUCUGGAAUGAUUGGAGGAAGAUAUUGGGAAGGAAUCAUACAAUCCAGAGUUUAGAGGAUUGUGAUUUCAAACCAAUAUAUGAUUGGCAUCAAAGGGAAAAGGAAAAGAAGAAGCAAAUGACUACAGAAGAGAAAAAGGCGAUAAAAGAAGAAAAAAUGAAGCUUGAGGAGAAAUAUAUGUGGGCAAUAGUUGAUGGUGUUAAAGAGAAGGUUGGAAACUUUAGGGUGGAGCCACCUGGGUUGUUUAGAGGUCGUGGGGAGCAUCCGAAGAUGGGAAAGCUGAAAAGUCGUAUCCGUCCUUCUGAUAUCACAAUAAACAUUGGCAAGGGUGCCCCUAUCCCGGAAUGUCCAAUUCCUGGUGAAAGCUGGAAAGAAAUUAGGCAUGAUAAUACUGUAACAUGGUUAGCAUAUUGGAAUGAUGCUAUAAAUGGAAAGGACUUCAAGUAUGUGUUCUUAGCUGCCAGCAGUGCCCUCAAGGGUCAAAGUGACAAAGAAAAAUACGAAAAGGCAAGGCUGUUGAAGGGAUACAUAGGAGGCAUCAGACAAGCUUACACUAAAGAUUUUACAAAUAAAGAUUUGACAAAGAGACAGGUGGCAGUUGCCACAUAUCUCAUUGAUAAAUUAGCACUCAGGGCUGGAAACGAGAAGGAUGAUGAUGAAGCUGAUACAGUUGGUUGCUGCACAUUGAAAGUAGAAAAUGUCGAGCCACAGCCUCCAAAUAUCCUCAAGUUUGACUUUCUUGGUAAAGAUUCAAUAAGAUACCAAAACGAGGUUGAAGUUGAGCCACUUGUGUUCAAAGCAAUUCAACAGUUCCGAACAGGGAAGAAGAGUAAUGAAGAUCUUUUUGACAAACUUGAUACAAGCACAUUAAAUGCUCAUUUAAAAGCACUAAUGCCUGGCCUUACAGCUAAAGUAUUCCGUACAUAUAAUGCAUCCAUCACAUUGGAUGAUAUGUUAAAUAAGGACAUGAGUAGUGGUGGAAAUCUUGCUGAAAAUGUAGUUGUUUACAACCAAGCAAACAAAGAGGUGGCAAUUAUUUGUAAUCAUCAACGCAGUGUUUCAAAGUCUCAUAGUGCACAAAUGAUGAGAUUGAAUGAGAAAAUAGAGGAACUCAAGGGUGUUGUGGAAGAACUGGAAACUGAUUUGGGUAGAGCAAGAAAAGGGAAGCCUCCAUUAAAGGGUUCAGAUGGAAAGCUAAAGAGGAACAUGAACCCUGAAGCGUUACAGAAAAAGAUCGCUCAAACUAAUGCAAAGAUUGAGAAAAUGGAACGUGACAAAGAGACAAAAGAAGAUUUGAAAACAGUUGCAUUGGGAACUUCAAAAAUCAACUAUCUUGAUCCUAGAAUAACAGUCGCAUGGUGUAAACGUCGUGAAGUUCCAAUUGAAAAGAUAUUUAACAAGUCUUUAUUGGCGAAAUUUGCUUGGUCGAUGGAUGUGGAUCCAAGCUUCAGGUUCUGAUACCUACCCAAAAUUUAUAUAAAAAAAAAGGACAAGGAAACUAUAGAUUUUUUGUUUUUUGUUUUAUUUAUUUGUUUUCCAUUUUAUGUUGUCACUCUUGCGGAAAAUUCAUGUUGUACUAAGCAUGCUAUACAAUGUAAUGAUGAGUUGUUGUUGUGUUACUGACCAUU
Lactuca virosa is the source of this 3082-nucleotide messenger RNA. NCBI's taxonomy places the organism in Eukaryota, Viridiplantae, Streptophyta, Magnoliopsida, Asterales, Asteraceae. The record is from the annotation of a GenBank genome assembly.